Messenger RNA from Suillus fuscotomentosus, 2570 nucleotides. RefSeq names its product WD40-repeat-containing domain protein. The transcript has 11 exons. The record is from RefSeq and is a predicted model, not a curated record. Bases 73 to 2199 code for a protein of 708 amino acids. Gene Ontology annotation, molecular function: protein binding. Lineage: Eukaryota; Fungi; Basidiomycota; Agaricomycetes; Boletales; Suillaceae.
CGCACCUCUGUAACUUAGAGAAAGACGCCCACAAUCCCUCGGCCGUGCUCAACACCAUCAACAUCCAGUAAAAUGUCACAGCUCAUUCCAAGCACCACACCCAUUCGAACUUUUGAAGAUCACAAGGACGUCGUAAGGGCAGUCGCAGUGUUCCCCGAUAAACGACGAAUGAUUACUGGCUCAUACGACAAGACACUUCGUCUUUGGGACUUGGAGACAGGUGUUGUGUGGAAGAAGAUGGAAGGGCAUAGCAGUGGGGUGUUUGCAUUGACGAUAUCGCGAGAUGGUAAAAUAAUAGCAAGCGGUGAUACAAAUGGAGAGGUCAUCGCCUGGCACGGUGAAACUGGCGAAUCCAUCACCCAACCCAUCAAAGCCUACCCCGGGGCCAAUUGGAUCGAUUCUUUGGAUUUUUCUCCAGACGGAACGGUGUUGGCCAUUGGUUCAUCGGACUACACAGUGAGGUUUUGGUGUACCAAAACGUGGCAAAUGCAAGGAGAUCCAAUUAAGUGUGGCAGUCUUGUCAACUGCGUUCGACAUUCGCCUUCUGGCACAAGGGAACGCGUCGCAUAUUUGCCAGAUGACACUGGCUUAUGGAACAUGUCACUCGCGUGGACACCCGAUGGCACACGCCUUCUUUUAGGAGGCAGUUUAUACAUAUUGGAGUGGGACACAUCAACCUGGCAGCAGGUCGAUCGUCCCUGGGAAGGCCACACUGAUUAUAUCUAUGCCAUUGCCAUUCAUCCCGCUGGCACCCUCAUCGCUUCUGCAUCUGAAGACAAUCAUGUCCGUCUCUGGCGGCUCUCAGAUCAACGAACCAUCGCCGUCUUCCAGCAUUCAGCUAAGCUGAAAUGUGUCACGUUCUCUGUGGACGGCCAGCGCAUCCUCAGCGGAGGUACAGAUAACAAGGUCUUAGAAUGGGCAGUACCCAGCGAGGGCAAUUCAAAGAUCCUUGACAUUACAACAGCCCGCGAUGCAUGUAUAACUGGGGAUUUGUCUAUCGCUGAAGAGCUCCUCACCCAAGAGAUCUACACCAACGCCGACGACUUUACUUCAUAUGCCAAUCGUUCGUUCAUUAUGGCCCGGAAGCACAACUUGGACAAUGCCCUUGAGGAUGCAAUCAAGUCAAUCGACAUUAAACCAUCAUUGAUUGGGUUUAUCUCCAAAGGCAUCGCCCUGUGCGGAAAAGGUCACGUCCAAGAAGCAAGGGUAGCGUUCGACGUUGCAUCCACGCUCACGAACCAAGAUUCAGAAACCAACCAAUUUCUUCUCUUGAUCAAGGCCAUAGCACUCUUCAACGCAGAUCAACAUGAGGAAGCAAUGCUGCUCAUCAAAGACCGAGCUGCCGCUUGUCCGAAUGUCGAUCCUCUUGCGCGUCGUGUCGUGGAAACAUAUCUACGUGUUCAACUCGGAAUCAAAGCUUUCGAUAGCGCGCAUCACGACGAAGCCGCUGAUCACUUCACUGCCGCUGUCAACUCAGACGCUUUCUCAUCGAAAUACAUUUAUUUCGCAUACCAGGACUUGACCGUGCUCUUCGGCUGGGAUCUCGAGUCCUUGCUGCUCACUACACACCAGAAACGGUGCCAGGCUUUCCUUUCGGCAGGUAAACCCGAUGAAGCCCUCGAAGCACACAAAUACAUGAUGGAUGCCAUCGACGACAUUACGAAGGCCAACUGUCUUAAUUGGUCCAACGAGUUCAAGGAGAAAUGCAGCACGCUCGCUGCGCAUAACGAAUGUAUUCUUGGUGCAGAGAUCCCCGGCCAAGAUGACGAUGACCAUGAUGCAGAACCCAAUUUCUUCUAUGGAACGCAUCAAUAUUCUCAAAUUUCCCGGCCGAGACUUCGACAGCGAGCUGGGCGCCUUGGGCACCUCGAAAGACUGAGGCUCGCUAUGACGAGAAGGCCUCAGUCAGUUCCUGCACCUGCACUGCCCGCCACCUCACCACUAGUCGCCACCACCACCUUCAAAACUCACCUACGACGCCUAUUUACCCUACCACUCCAUCAUGCAACGCCACCUGUUGUCGACGUUCCUUUUGCCCAGGGUCGACAGCGUAAUGCUGCAGCGGGUGCUCCUGGGAGUGAACACUCCUUGAUACGUGAUGAAGACCUUCCUCCACAGGAUCCCAAUACGCAACCGCAACAUCAACCAGUAGCAGUUCAGGUAGGCGAACAUGGAGGCGGCCUGUCCUGUUGCCGUUAGAAGCAUUGGUGAAUGUCCAUCGGUGUAUCGUUCAUUUUGUCAUGAUAUCCACAUUGGCUUGAAGUGGUACUUUAUCGAUAUCCUUUAGCUCACUUUUUGUCCUCCUCCGAGUCUAUCGUUGAUUGUAAACCUUGAUUCCUUCAUAUAUAGAUCUUCACUUGCGCACAAGUUACUGAAUUUCAGAUAUCGUGCUCAUGUGCAACCACAGGGCCGUUCCACAUUCAAGGAUGUCUCGUUGACUGUACAUAGUACUGGCAGGGCGUGCAGCGGUUCAUUCAAGUCUUCGCGGGCACCAUUUUACACAUCACCUCGUAUCGGCUCUGCUAGUCUUACCUAGAAAAUUUGCGUUAUCGAGAACAUUUCUAGACGGU